Molecule: messenger RNA, 468 nt
Organism: Humulus lupulus (European hop)
Lineage: Eukaryota; Viridiplantae; Streptophyta; Magnoliopsida; Rosales; Cannabaceae
Product: classical arabinogalactan protein 5-like
Exons: 2
Coding region: 1-468 (155 amino acids)
Source: RefSeq, a predicted model, not a curated record
AUGGCUCGCUCAACAUUUGUUGUGUUCUUCAUCACUCUCGCAAUGGUAUCUGCCUCUGUUUUGGCUCAAUCUCCAUCAUCGGCGCCGACCGGGUCGCCUACCAAGUCUCCGCCCGCAGCUUCAUCUCCGCCUCCAGCUGCUGCUACUCCUCCACCCAAGGCUUCGGCUCCGGCUCCCACGCCUACUUCCACGGCUUCUCCGCCAGCCUCCUCUCCUGCCUCGGCUCCAUCAAUCUCGACACCACCGACCUCAUCUCCAACGAGCUCUCCUCCAGCUCCACCUACACCUACACCUGGCCCUUCUGCUGCAGUUCCUCCCCCUCCUUCCAUCGCCAGUCCUCCGGCUGAGGCACCGCAACCACCAUCCAACGGUCACAGAAUCGCUGCUGCUGCUGGAUCUAUUAGUGUGAUCGAUCGAUAUGAUAUGGCGGAGAGUACAGUUAUCAUUGGUGAUAGCAAUGGACAGUGA